CCUCGCCGGUUCUGCGUCUUAUAGAUACAAAGGAAAUUUACUUGCCGAACACCUUCCUUCCCUGUCCCAUUAGAUCUCAGCUUCGUUUCUCCACGCUCCACCGUUGUCUCAGCGACUCUGCUAUUGUCUUCUUCUGCCGGAUUUCAGGAUAACGAACCAGAGAGUUGAUUUUCCAGUUCAAAACAUGCCGGCUCAAAAUGGUAUUGACAUGGAGGAGGGAACUCUGGAGAUUGGCAUGGAAUAUAGAACUGUUUCUGGAGUUGCAGGGCCUUUGGUGAUCCUUGACAAAGUCAAGGGACCCAAGUACCAGGAGAUUGUUAAUAUUCGUUUAGGUGAUGGAACUACCCGACGUGGACAAGUUCUGGAAGUCGAUGGGGAGAAAGCUGUUGUUCAGGUUUUUGAGGGAACUUCUGGAAUUGACAACAAAUAUACAACGGUGCAAUUUACUGGGGAGGUUUUAAAAACUCCAGUCUCCUUGGAUAUGCUUGGUCGCAUUUUUAAUGGUUCUGGGAAACCAAUUGACAAUGGUCCUCCUAUUCUUCCCGAGGCUUACUUGGACAUUUCUGGAAGUUCUAUCAAUCCCAGUGAGAGAACCUAUCCUGAAGAAAUGAUUCAAACAGGAAUUUCAACAAUUGAUGUCAUGAAUUCAAUUGCUAGAGGGCAAAAAAUUCCCCUCUUCUCUGCUGCUGGUCUUCCUCAUAAUGAAAUUGCUGCACAGAUCUGUCGCCAGGCUGGUUUGGUGAAGCGGCUGGAGAAAUCUGAAAAUCUUCUUGAUGGUGGUGAAGAGGACAAUUUUGCCAUUGUCUUUGCAGCUAUGGGAGUGAACAUGGAAACAGCUCAGUUUUUCAAACGUGAUUUUGAAGAAAAUGGAUCUAUGGAGAGAGUGACCCUUUUCCUGAACUUGGCUAAUGAUCCUACUAUUGAACGUAUUAUUACUCCUAGGAUUGCUCUGACAACUGCAGAAUACUUGGCAUAUGAAUGUGGGAAGCAUGUUCUUGUGAUAUUGACAGAUAUGAGUUCAUAUGCUGAUGCUCUUCGUGAGGUAUCUGCUGCUCGAGAAGAAGUUCCUGGAAGGCGUGGAUAUCCUGGUUAUAUGUAUACAGAUCUGGCAACAAUCUAUGAACGAGCUGGACGUAUUGAAGGAAGAAAAGGUUCCAUCACACAAAUUCCAAUUUUGACCAUGCCUAAUGAUGAUAUUACCCAUCCAACUCCUGAUUUGACGGGUUAUAUCACAGAAGGACAAAUAUAUAUUGAUAGACAGCUUCAUAACCGGCAGAUAUACCCACCAAUCAAUGUGCUUCCAUCCUUGUCUCGUUUGAUGAAGAGUGCUAUUGGAGAGGGUAUGACUAGGAGGGAUCACUCAGAUGUUUCAAACCAGCUAUAUGCAAAUUAUGCCAUUGGGAAGGAUGUCCAAGCAAUGAAAGCUGUGGUUGGAGAGGAAGCACUUUCUUCUGAGGACCUGCUAUACCUAGAGUUUCUAGACAAAUUUGAGAGGAAGUUUGUUACCCAAGGAGCAUAUGACACCCGCAACAUCUUUCAGUCACUUGAUUUAGCAUGGACACUCCUCCGAAUCUUCCCUAGGGAGCUUCUACACCGUAUCCCAGCAAAGACCCUGGAUCUAUUUUACAACAGGGAUGCUACUAGUUGAUGAGCAAGAGACCAGAUUUGUACUCUAGUCCCCCGGUGUGAUUUGAGCAUCUUGAGAUGUUUUAUGCACGUUUUCCUUGCUAGGUUGCCCAUCUCUAGCUCCUCCGAGUUCAAUAAAGAAAGCCUCUAAAUUGAGUUCUCAAAACCUAGUAUCUCCAGCAUUCAAGAGACAAUUCAUAUUUUUUUAAUGGUUCAUGUAUUUUAUAUUUUUGUUAUCCAAAAUGUGGCAUGACAGGUGGUUGGUUUUGCAUUUGUAUUACUCCAUUUGUCUAAGUUAUUUUUGGGGCUUUUAGAAACUAGGAGCUAGUAAUAACAAGUACUUUACGAUUUGUUUGUGUUUAUCUAGGCAUCAUUCUUUCCGU
This is a messenger RNA of Ipomoea nil (Japanese morning glory), 2009 nucleotides long. RefSeq names its product V-type proton ATPase subunit B 2. The record is from RefSeq and is a predicted model, not a curated record. Gene Ontology annotation, biological process: proton transmembrane transport; ATP metabolic process. The coding region runs from base 185 to 1648 and encodes 487 amino acids. Gene Ontology annotation, molecular function: ATP binding; proton-transporting ATPase activity, rotational mechanism. Lineage: Eukaryota; Viridiplantae; Streptophyta; Magnoliopsida; Solanales; Convolvulaceae. The transcript has 15 exons. Gene Ontology annotation, cellular component: proton-transporting V-type ATPase, V1 domain.